Molecule: messenger RNA, 759 nt
Organism: Achroia grisella
Lineage: Eukaryota; Metazoa; Arthropoda; Insecta; Lepidoptera; Pyralidae
Gene: NPF2
Product: pro-neuropeptide Y-like
Exons: 3
Coding region: 69-350 (93 amino acids)
Cellular component (GO): extracellular region
Molecular function (GO): hormone activity
Source: RefSeq, a predicted model, not a curated record
UCACUACUAAACUACUCGCCGGCGAGUCCACUGGCUUACUCCAACACCGCCAUCGUAACAGAGCCACAAUGCGACUUCUUCUGUCGGCCAUUUUGUUGAUGUCCGCCAUCUUGUCGUGUGCGACGCAAGCGCAGUACCCACGACCACGCCGCCCCGAGCGCUUCGACACCGCAGAGCAGAUAUCCAACUAUUUGAAGGAACUACAGGAGUACUAUUCAGUACACGGUAGAGGAAGAUAUGGAAAACGGCAAAUGCAUAUAGCGGACGCAUCUGUAAUUUUCCGAGAGACGCCAUUCAUGGACCAUUCUAUUAAUGAAGAUGUGCUGUUUAAAAAUCUCGGCUAUAAGUAAAAGACUAAUUAAAUACAUAAUAAUAAAUAUCUAUCAUAAAUUGACUGUGUACAAUGACGAUAUUGUUUUAUCAACCUUUUUGGCGGGAAAUUCUUGGAUGCCCUUUUUUAACUGUACGCACUAGACUAAGACAUUACAGUUCAUAAUGCCAUAAUUAUUAGUAAUAAUAAAAAUAAAAAUAACAAUGAUAAAUACUUCCUUAUUAAUUUCCUACAGGGGUUAAUUAUUAUUUAUUUAUUUAAUGACAUUGAUAACGAAUCUUAAUUAUAUAGAAUGUAUUAAUUUAUUUUAUAUUUUGCCAAUAAUCUUUUACUUUCUUUCAAUCUAGUCAAAUUCAUUACUUUUAAAUAUUUAAGAUGCUAUAAUGCCUAAAUUCGGUUUUCAGGCUGGGUGAAAACUUUUAUUAGGU